Messenger RNA from Larimichthys crocea (large yellow croaker), 1839 nucleotides. RefSeq names its product zona pellucida sperm-binding protein 3. Gene Ontology annotation, biological process: positive regulation of acrosome reaction; egg coat formation; binding of sperm to zona pellucida. The coding region runs from base 206 to 1573 and encodes 455 amino acids. Gene Ontology annotation, molecular function: acrosin binding. The record is from RefSeq and is a predicted model, not a curated record. The transcript is spliced from 8 exons. Gene Ontology annotation, cellular component: extracellular matrix. NCBI's taxonomy places the organism in Eukaryota, Metazoa, Chordata, Actinopteri, Sciaenidae.
CGUGAAAAAUUACUACAUGUAAAGUUGUUAAUCCAAAACAUUUUUUUUUAUGUCGACACAUUUCAAAGCAGGCCUAUAAUCAGUCCAACCCUGCGGCCAGGUGUGUCUGAGGCGUUCAAAUCAGCACAGAUUACUCACAGCUGUGGUGAUAUGUUCACGGGUUGUAGGACUCCACGCCACUCCAAAGCUGCUGCAGGCCAAAAAAAUGGACUUUCAAAACAAAUAUUUUUGGUGGAUUAUCAUCCUUAUCUCACUUUUCACACUCACAGAAAGCCGAUUUUUGUACACCGCGACAAACUCCCACACUCCAGGUAGGACUCCUGCUGACAUCCAGCCUCAAUUAGACAGCAAACAGCAGCAAAAUGAGGAGUUCAUUGCUGGGCCUCGACCUAUCGUGGUUAACUGUUACCCGGACUCGAUGGAGGUUGUGGUGCAGGCGGACAUGUUUGAGAAAGGCCUUCAGGUGGACGGGAGACAUCUGCGCCUGGGCUUGGAUUCAGCUGUUGAGGGGAGUGCAUGUGGAGCAGUCCCAUCAGGAGAGGCGGAAUUCACCAUCAGGGCCCAUCUGAUGGACUGCGGAACUCAACUCUCAUCAACAAAAGAGAAGAUUAUCUAUUCUAAUAAUCUGAUCUACUCACCUGAACCUUCAUCUGAUGGUUUGCUUAGACUCGAUGGAGCAACUAUUCCAGUUGAAUGUCAUUAUGAAAAGAGGUAUGCUGUGGAUGCCAUUUCCCUGCAUCCCACCUGGGUUCCUUUUGUUGCCAGGGCAUCAGCAGAGAAUCAGAUAGACUUCAAUAUGCUUCUCAUGACUGAUGAUUGGCAGUUUGAGAGGGGAUCUUAUUCUUACUUCCUGGGCGACCCCAUUCAUUUUGAAAUUUUUGCCCUCAUCCGUGACCACAUGCCCCUGCGAGUCUAUGUUGACCAAUGUGUUGCCACAGCAACUCCUGAUGCAGAGGCUACAUUAAGAUACAUCUUUAUUGAGCAUUAUGGAUGUCUCACUGAUGCUUACCUGACAAAUUCAAGCUCCCAUUUCCUGCCAAGAGUUGUAGAGCACAGGUUAAGGUUUCAGAUUGAUGCCUUCAGGUUCUACCAGAUGCCCAGCAAUCAGGUCUACAUAACCUGCUACGUUAAGGCUGUUCCGGUCAUGUUAACUGUGAGCUCUCAGAACAGAGCAUGCUCAUUAAUUGAGAACAGAUGGAGGUCAGUUGAUGGGAACGACCAGGCAUGUAGAAGCUGUGAUGUCUCCCAUCAGGUUGAGGAACCUCUGUUCACUGAACCCCCUAAAACUACCAUCAGUACAAAAGCAUCGCCCUCCAUGACUCCGCAGGAGAGUUUAGUCAACAACAGACAUGAACACCACCCGGCCAGUUAUUUACGUUUACGUCCAGGACUGCACCCGAGCCAACACAACAAACAUCAGCAAUCCUCUGCUGGAAUGAUGAAGAGAGGAGCAGAGUACAAAGCAGAGCAAACUAUCCAGCUGGGGCCCAUCACGGUUCUGCCUCCCAGCAAAACUGACACCAGGCCAUCAUAUUCCAAAACGGUACUUUCACCAAAGGACACGAGCACCUGAGACUCAGGAUAGCACACUGGAGAGUAUUUUGAAUUUAAAAGUAUUCAAUGCUGCCAUGUACAGGACAACCAAACAUUUUGGAGUUGACCGCCCCUGUGAAUGCAGAGAUUAAUCUUGUUGUUCCAAUUACUGUCUCGCUUUCAGUUUGUUUUUUUUUGUCUCCUGUGAACUCUGUCCUCUGCAAACAUUUCCACAUCCUUGUCACAAUUUUUGUAUAUUCUGUACAAAUGGCAAACCUUUUUGUUCUAAUAAAUAUUUUACUUUAA